Salvia miltiorrhiza (redroot sage) is the source of this 1274-nucleotide messenger RNA. Its product is annotated as transcription factor bHLH25-like. The transcript is spliced from 4 exons. NCBI's taxonomy places the organism in Eukaryota, Viridiplantae, Streptophyta, Magnoliopsida, Lamiales, Lamiaceae. Bases 216 to 1019 code for a protein of 267 amino acids. Gene Ontology annotation, molecular function: protein dimerization activity. The record is from RefSeq and is a predicted model, not a curated record.
CAUUUUUGUCAAACUUUUCUCUUAUUAAUAUUGCAAAAACAAGAUAAUUAAGUAACUGAAAUUAAUUCCACGAGGGGAAAAUAGUGCAGCGGCUUAUGCUUCAAGGAAUACCAUAAAUCCAAAUUGAAUUUAUCUAAGAACUUGUACACAAUAAUCUGAUGUUUACAAUAUGAUUUGAUGCAGGGAUUUUUUUGAUAUACAACUAGACUUGGAUAAUGGAGAUUUCAGGCUUCAGAAAUUUAGCUGAUUUGGUUAAUCAACAUGUGAACGAUCCUUUACCUGUAGAUUUCCAGUCUUCAUUUUAUGAAGGUUUGAGUCACAACUUUGAGCAAGCAUGUGAAUAUGAUGACAGGCCAUUAAUGAAGCAGUUCAGGACGAGUUCACACAUGCCUGCAACCACUCUUCAGUUUGACGUUAUUCCAACUUGUGAUGGAGUAGUUUGGAUGAACCCCAAAGAUGAAGCGUUGGUCGCGUCUAAGCCAAUCCCUUUCCACCAGCAUCACAGUCACAACAAGCUUGCCGACCAUUCUUUAGCAGAGAGAAAGAGGAGAGAGAAGAUCGGCAAGAGGUUUGCAGCCUUGUCUGCUCUAGUCCCUGGACUCAAGAAGAUGGACAAGGCUUCUAUUCUGGAAGAUGCGAUUGAGUACAUGAAGCUGCUGGAGGAGAAAGUAAAGGGGCUCGAGGAGAAAGCUAGGAAGAGAAGCAUGGAAUCAGUGGUGUUCACCAUCAACAAAGACGACGAAGACGAAGAUGACUUCCCCCUAAUUAGGGCAAGAUUCUAUGAUAAAGAGAUGCUCAUAAGUAUUCACUGUAAGAGAGGGAGAGGGGUGUUUGAGAAAAUUGUUGGUGAAAUUGAGAAUCUGCAAUUUUCUAUUGUUAACAGCAGCCUCAUGACUUAUGGAGAUUCUUCUCUCAGCAUAACACUAAUAGCUCUAGCCCAGAAAAAUGACGAAGAAGACAGCAUGAGCAUGGAGCAGCUUGUCAGGAAUUUACGAGGUCUUCUCAAAAUAAUCUUGUGAAAUAAUAGUACUCCAUAUGCCUUGAAUUUGUGGGAGCCAUAAUAAUAUAUAUACAUAUUUAGGUUAGGCCUAUUUUGUUUUCCUUUUCAAAGACCACAAAUUAUAUUGGUUGGGUGAGGGGUGUUAUUCAUAAUCUUCGCUUUGCUUUAGUAUAUAUAUGUUUAAUUAGCAGAUUUUCUUUUUAAAGGGCUGUAUGUUAGGACUUAUAUAGGCAUGUGUUUUAUAUCGAUAUAUAUGUGUGCACUUUUUCUUGAA